CUUUUCCUAUAAAUUGAGCAGAAAUGAGAUAAGAGUUUGUUAGAUAAGCAAGGACAGCCAAUGUACCUUGCCUUACAACUCUUUCUAAAAUUCAGUCGAGUCCUUUGGCUUCAUCCCGUUUUGGACACGGAGAGAAAAGAGGGGAAGAGAAGUGGGACUAACGAAUACCAAAUUUUCUCCUUUUGAUGACCAAAACCGAUAAAGCUUCUUCCUUUUGAUUACCUCGUCACCCCCACAUUACACGCUCUCUCUCACAUUCCUGUCAUCUGUUUAUCUUCCUUAAACUUGCCUUCUAAUUCUCUUUUCACCAUCCCUUUCUGGGAUCGUCCCAGUUCCCUAUCUUAUUUGCAUUUUUUGAAUAUACCGUCGUAACAUUUUCAGGCAGGCGCUAAUCAUACGAGAUCAAAGUACAUAUCUGUUGGUUUGGAAUCGGACAUCCCUGCAUUCUGGAGAGAAAUGGGGAUGUCUUUUUCAUGCCCUUUAUCGCAUGAUUUGGAUGGUCAAUUGGAAUCCCUUUUAGUUAGACAAAUAAGUUUUGAACGUGGUGAUGUAAAAGCUGUAAUACGUUCUGUUAGUUUUAACGGUAGAGAUUCUGAUUCUAAAGCAGCGAUGAAGUCUUUCGAUUCUGGAAAAAUGAUCCUUGAAGGGUCUCUCAGCUUUAAAGGCCGGGAAUUAGAGAUAUCACUGAAAGCUCCUGCCUUUGAUGUAGAAAACACAGGAAUUAUUGCAUCAAUCAACAAUGCCAAGAGCAAGCAAGUCCCUCCAACGUCACCUGCCCCAGAUAGUGUGUUUGAGAAAUCUAUAGCAAUGCCCUCGCCAGGUCCUGCAAAUGAUAGAGAUAUGGCUGCUCUAAAGCUGCAGAAAACAUAUAAAAGUUUCCGAACCAGAAGGCAACUAGCAGAUUGUGCGGUUCUAGUGGAACAAAGAUGGUGGAAGUUAUUGGAUUUUGCUGAACUCAAGCGCACUUCUGUGUCAUUCUUUGACGAGAAACCUGAAACAGCAAUUUCACGUUGGUCGAGGGCAAGAACAAGAGCGGCUAAGGUAGGGAAAGGUUUGUCAAAGGAUAAAAAGGCACGCAAACUUGCUUUGCAACAUUGGCUUGAGGCUAUUGAUCCCCGUCAUCGAUAUGGCCAUAAUCUUCAAUUUUAUUAUGUCAACUGGCUUCAGUGUGAGAGUAAACAGCCCUUCUUCUACUGGCUUGAUAUUGGAGAAGGUAAAGAAGUAAAUCUUGAGAAAUGCCCUCGAUCAAAACUUCAUCAACAAUGCAUAAAGUAUCUUGGGCCGAUAGAAAGAAUGGCGUAUGAAGUUGUAAUAGAGGACGGAAAGUUUAAGUACAAAGAAAGCGGACAGCUUCUAGAUACAAGAGGCGGUCCUGAGGAUGCGAAGUGGAUUUUCGUUCUCAGCGUCUCCAAGGUCUUGUAUGUUGGGCUGAAAAAGAAAGGCACAUUUCAGCAUUCAAGUUUCUUGGCAGGUGGUGCUACAUUAUCUGCUGGGAGAUUAGUAGUGGAAGAUGGCAUUCUAAAGGCUGUCUGGCCUCACAGUGGCCAUUACCUCCCAACAGAAGAAAAUUUUGAAGAACUUAUGUCAUUCCUUAAGCAAAAAAAUGUCGACCUCAGUGUUGUCCAGAGAGCCCCAACUGGUGAGGAGGAAGAAGUCUUUGUUAGGAAACAAAGUCUUCGAAAAACCAUAUCAGAACCAGACUUCAGUCGAGCUGGUGAUGAUGCUGAUGCUAAAAUCUCCGAAAGAGAGAAAGUUGAUUCGAUCAAGAAAUAUUGCAAGGGCACCGAGAAUUUACCGCCGCAAAUAUCGAGGUGGUCUCGAGGACUUCACUCGAAGAUUUCUGUACUUGAAAUACCCAAAAAGGAGGAUGUGUUGGAGCUGUUCAAGAAUCAAGAGGAACAAGAGCAUCAAAUUGGUGGUGAAACUCCGGCGGAUGGAUAUGAAACAGCGGAAGAGAACUUGUCCGACUCUGAUUUCUCAGUUUCCAAGGAAAAUCUGUUCGAUGAGGAUGUUGAAGAAGAUGAAGAAGAAGCCAUUCCAAAAGGAGAGAUUAUUAGGAGAAUAUUUUCGCAUAAAGGAAUGAAAUCUUAUCAGUUAGCUAAGCAAUUGUCUUGUAAAUGGACAACAGGAGCUGGUCCACGGAUUGGAUGUGUCAGGGACUAUCCUUCGGAGCUUCAAGUUCGUGGCUUGGAGCUGGUGAAUCUAUCUCCAAGGACCAGUUUUUCGUCUCCCAGGAAAUCUCUAACUCCAAACUUUAGCAGGGAAACCCCGGGCAGAAGUCCACUUGGUUCUUAACAGCAUAGAUAUUAGCUAGAAAUUUCAGAUUAACAGGUGUAUAGACGAAACUGCAGAAAAGAAGGCUUUUCCAUUCUACAUUCUGCUCCUUCUAGUGUAGGGAUGAUUUUUUUUUUUCCUUUGUAAGUCGUUUUGCAUUCUUUGAAUCAUUCUUUGAUACAAUCUUUCUGUACAUCAUGAAGGGAGGAGAUGGAUUGUAGAUUGUCAGUAUCCUUCAUGUGUACCUAAUUCAUUCUUUUUCUGAUCAUAUAUACAAGAUCAAGAGAGAAUUAUAGUUAUCA
Coffea arabica (coffee) is the source of this 2576-nucleotide messenger RNA. Its product is annotated as IQ domain-containing protein IQM6. The record is from RefSeq and is a predicted model, not a curated record. Lineage: Eukaryota; Viridiplantae; Streptophyta; Magnoliopsida; Gentianales; Rubiaceae.